Messenger RNA from Herpailurus yagouaroundi (jaguarundi), 5137 nucleotides. It is a transcript of the gene TBC1D4, whose product is annotated as TBC1 domain family member 4. The transcript is spliced from 22 exons. Bases 640 to 4545 code for a protein of 1301 amino acids. Lineage: Eukaryota; Metazoa; Chordata; Mammalia; Carnivora; Felidae. The record is from RefSeq and is a predicted model, not a curated record.
GGAGGAGGAGCAGCGAGCUGGGCCGCGGCGACGGCUGGGGGAGCGGCCCAGCGUGGCCACGUUUGGGUCUGGUUAUUUUCCAGUGAACAGUUCUCGCACGCCCUUCCUGAGGCACGGCUGAUCGCGCCGAAGCCCGGCGGCCCCGACCUUCCAGGUGACAGCCGGUCACCCUGGUAGGAGUCAGCUCCGCCCCAAGUCACCCCGCCCUCCCAGAGCCCAUUCCCCGCCCAGCCAGCCUCCCUCCGCCUGCCCGAGGCGAGUGCGGCGGCCGCAGCGGCUCUGCAGCGCUGGAGCAGGAGGCGGCCGGCGGCGGCGCGGGGCCCUCGGCGGAGGAAGGGGGAAGUUCGGUCCCUCGGCGCUAGCCCGAGGAAGGAGGAUGACGAUUUAACCCGCCCUCUCCUGCCAGUCCGGCCGCGGGGCGCUCCCGCCGUGCCCGCCGCCCGAGUCUCCGAGCCUCGCCCGGGGAAGUGCCGCAUGGGGCAGGGCCGCUGAAGCGCGGAGUUCGGUGUCUCGCCGUGCCAAAAGCGGGCGCGGGCGCCGGUGCGGCAGUUGGCACAGUUUCGGCGGCGCCUUCGGCGCGAGAGUUGGGGGCGCGGCGCGCCUACCCGGCCGCCUCGGUGCGUUCGAGAGGCGCGAGUUAUGGAGUCCCCCAGCUGCGUUCAGGAUGAGCCGUUCCCGCACCCCCUGGAGCCUGAACCGGGCGCCCCUGCACAGCCGGGCCCCGGGAAGCCGGGCGACAAGCGGUUCCGUCUGUGGUACGUGGGGGGGUCGUGCCUGGACCACAGGACCACGCUGCCCAUGCUGCCCUGGCUCAUGGCCGAGAUCCGGCGGCGCAGCCAGAAGCCCGACGCGGGCGGCUGCGGGGCGCCGGCCGCCCGCGAGGUGCUUCUGGUGCUCAGCGCGCCCUUCCUGCGCUGUGUCCCCGCACCCGCCGCCGGGGCCGCGGGGGGCGUCGGCCCCGCGGCCGCGCAGCCCAACCCGGCCGUGUUCAUCUUCGAGCACAAGGCACAGCACGUCUCGCGCUUCAUUCACAACAGCCACGAUCUCACCUACUUUGCCUACCUGAUCAAGGCGCAGCCAGACGACCCCGAGUCGCAGAUGGCCUGCCACGUUUUCCGCGCUACAGACCCCAACCAGGUUCCUGAUGUUAUAAGCAGCAUAAGGCAGUUAUCGAAAGCUGCCAUGAAAGAGGAUGCCAAAGCCAGCAAAGACAACGAGGAUGCCUUUUACAACUCUCAGAAGUUCGAGGUCUUGUACUGCGGAAAGGUGACCGUGACCCACAAGAAGGCCCCGUCGAGCCUCAUCGACGACUGCAUCGAGAAGUUCAGUCUGCACGAGCAGCAGCGCCUGAAGAGCCAGGGCGAGCCGCGCGGCGGCGCGGAGGCGGACGAUGACCCGGUGGUCUUCGAGGCCGCAGCCUCACAAGUCCUGGCGGAGGAAGGGGAUGGCCUCCCCAGCAUCCAGCCCGCCUUCGCAGCCGCGGCCGGCCAGCCCGGGCUGCCCAGCUCUCGAGUUGGCUUCCCGGAGCGGAUUUUGGAAGAUUGUGGCUUUGACGAACAGCAGGAGUUCCGGUCUCGGUGCAGCAGUGUUACUGGCGUCUUACAAAGGAAGGUUCAGGAGAACAGCCAAAAACCACAGCCGCGGAGGAGACACGCCAGCGCGCCGAGUCACGUACAGCCCUCGGAUUCGGAGAAGAACAGGACGAUGCUGUUCCAGGUUGGGCGGUUUGAGAUUAACCUUAUCAGUCCAGACACUAAAUCAGUUGUGCUUGAAAAGAAUUUUAAAGAUAUCUCUUCUUGUUCUCAGGGUAUAAAGCAUGUUGAUCACUUUGGCUUUAUCUGUCGGGAGUCACCGGAGCCUGGGCUGAGCCAGUAUAUCUGUUAUGUGUUCCAGUGUGCCAGUGAAUCCCUGGUGGAUGAGGUAAUGCUGACUCUGAAGCAGGCUUUCAGCACAGCAGCUGCCCUGCAGAGUGCCAAGACCCAGAUCAAGCUGUGCGAGGCCUGCCCCAUGCACUCUCUGCAUAAGCUCUGUGAGAGGGUUGAAGGUCUCUACCCUCCACGAGCCAAGCUGGUAAUACAGAGGCAUCUCUCUUCACUGACAGAUAAUGAGCAGGCAGACAUCUUUGAGCGCGUCCAGAAAAUGAAGCCAGUCAGCGACCAGGAAGAGAAUGAACUUGUGAUUUUACAUUUGAGGCAGCUGUGUGAGGCCAAGCAGAGGACACACAUUCACAUUGGAGAAGGCCCAUCGACAAUUUCAAAUAGUACCAUCCCGGAAAAUGCAACAAGCAGUGGAAGGUUCAAACUUGACAUUCUGAAAAAUAAAGCUAAGAGAUCUUUAACUAGCUCCCUGGAAAAUAUCUUCUCAAGGGGAGCUAACAGAAUGAGAGGCCGGCUUGGAAGUAUGGAUAGCUUUGAACGGUCCAACAGUCUUGCUUCAGAGAAGGACUAUUCCCCGGGAGACUCUCCACCAGGGACACCACCAGCCUCCCCACUGUCCUCAGCUUGGCAGACAUUCCCUGAAGAGGAUUCUGACUCCCCACAGUUUCGAAGACGGGCACACACGUUCAGCCACCCACCUUCGAGCACAAAGAGAAAGCUGAAUUUACAGGAUGGGAGAGCUCACGGUGUUCGCUCCCCUCUUCUGAGGCAGAGCUCCAGCGAACAGUGCAGCAUUCUUCCAUCAGUUCGGCGCAUGCCCAAGGAGAGUAAUUCUUCCUCCAGUCUUCCAAGUCUUCACACUUCCUUCUCUGCCCCUUCCUUCACUGCCCCCUCUUUCCUGAAAAGCUUUUACCAGAAUUCAGGUAGACUGUCCCCACAGUAUGAAAAUGAAAUCAGACAGGACACUGCUUCAGAAUCAAGUGAUGGAGAGGGGAGAAAAAGGACCUCGUCUACUUGCAGCAAUGAGUCCCUAAACACUGGAGGAACUCCCGUCACCCCUCGUCGAAUCUCCUGGAGGCAGCGCAUUUUCCUCAGGGUUGCUUCUCCCAUGAACAAAUCUCCCUCAGCAAUGCAGCAGGGUCUGUGUGAUGGACUGGACAGGAACGAGCUGCUGCCACUGUCCCCUCUUGCUCCAACCAUGGAGGAGGAACCCCUGGUUAUAUUCAUGUCUGGUGAAGAUGAUGACCCGGAGAAGGCUGAAGAAAGAAAGAAGUCAGAAGAACUGAGGAGUUUGUGGAGAAAAGCAAUACAUCAACAAAUCUUGUUGCUUCGAAUGGAGAAAGAAAACCAGAAACUUGAAGAAGCAAGCAGAGAUGAACUCCAGUCCAGAAAAGUUAAACUGGACUAUGAAGAAGUUGGUGUAUGUCAGAAGGAGGUCUUACUAACCUGGGAUAAGAAGUUGUUGAACUGCAGAGCUAAAAUCAGAAGCGAUAUGGAAGACAUUCAUAUUUGUCUUAAAGAAGGUGUUCCCAAAAGUCGACGAGGAGAAAUUUGGCAGUUCCUAGCUUUACAAUACCGUCUCAGGCACAGAUUGCCCAAUAAACAACAGCCUCCUGACGUUUCCUAUAAGGAACUUUUAAAGCAGCUCACUGCUCAGCAGCAUGCCAUUCUUGUGGAUUUGGGAAGGACAUUUCCUACUCACCCUUAUUUUUCAGCACAGCUUGGGGCAGGGCAGCUCUCACUCUUUAACCUCUUGAAAGCCUACUCAUUGCUGGACAAAGAAGUGGGUUACUGUCAGGGGAUCAGCUUUGUGGCUGGAGUCCUGCUUCUGCACAUGAGCGAAGAGCAAGCCUUUGAGAUGCUGAAAUUCCUCAUGUAUGACCAGGGCUUCCGCAAACAGUACAGACCUGACAUGAUGUCGCUGCAGAUUCAAAUGUACCAGUUGUCCAGGCUCCUUCAUGACUAUCACAGAGAUCUCUACAAUCAUCUUGAAGAAAAUGAAAUCAGCCCCAGUCUUUAUGCUGCCCCCUGGUUCCUCACAUUGUUUGCCUCUCAGUUUCCACUAGGAUUUGUAGCCAGAGUUUUUGAUAUUAUUUUUCUUCAGGGAACUGAAGUUAUAUUUAAGGUUGCGCUUAGUCUGCUGAGCAGCCAGGAGACACUUAUAAUGGAAUGUGAGAACUUUGAAAGUAUUGUCGAGUUUCUUAAGACCACGCUACCUGAUAUGAAUACAUCUGAAAUGGAAAAAAUUAUUACCCAGGUUUUUGAGAUGGAUAUUUCUAAACAGUUACAUGCAUAUGAGGUGGAAUACCACGUGCUGCAAGAUGAGCUUCAGGAAUCCUCAUACGCCUGUGAGGAUAGUGAACCUUUGGAAAAGCUGGAGAGGGCCAAUAACCAACUGAAAAGACAAAACAUGGACCUCCUAGAAAAGUUGCAGUUAGCCCAUGCUAAAAUCCAGACCUUGGAAUCCAAUCUGGAAAACCUUUUGACCAGAGAGACCAAAAUGAAGUCUUUAAUCCGGACUCUGGAACAAGAGAAAAUGGCUUAUCAAAAGACAGUGGAGCAGAUCCGGAAGCUGCUGCCCACCGAUGCGCUCGCCAAUUGUGAAUUUCUGCUGAGGGACCUCAACUGCAACCCUAACAACAAAGCCAAGACAGGAAACAAGCCAUAACUGAAGAAGUGCCCUCUCAGCAGAACAUGCUCUUAGAGCAGAGGAAAGGAAGAGUCUGUAUGCUGCUGGCCCAGCGCUGGACACCAGAGCUGACAGAACCACUUGAGUCUGGUGCUGCGCCCGUGUCCUAGCUGGUGGACCUUGGUCUUACUAGAGUACGCCAAUCCUAAGCCAUUGUACAUAUGUAGACUGGUUUUUUCUGUUGUUGGUAUUGACUAUGUACAUAUAUAUAAAAUGGACACAAACAGUUCAUGCUUUCAGAUCAAAAGAGUAGAUGUAUAUUUAGUGAAUUUUUUUAAAUCAGAACUUCAUGAAACCCCCACCAAAGGGAAGUUAAAAUGAAAUUCCCCUUGGACAUAUGUGAAAUCAUUUUGUCUUUGUAGUGAAACAAAGCUUAGAGCAUCUUUGUAUAUUGAAAUAUACUUGAAAAAAAUGAAUGUAUUUUUUUCUCCAAAGAGCAGCAUGUUUCACUCAGUGGUGGAGAGGUAGAAACAUUUGUGUAACUUUAUGUAUAUCUGUCUUAAAAUCUACUGACAUUAUGUAUAUCUGAUUGCCAAUCAUGCUCCUAUGGAUUUUUCAGGAAGGUGGGGGC